AUGACUACUGAAAAGCCAUGGCAUGCAGAGUUCCCGGAGCCCAAGGCUGAAGCGGCCAUCAUGCCUCGAAACCGUGUGAUGCAGAUGUUGUCAUUACGAGGUGUGGCAAGUCUACUCGUUAUCGAUCUCAGAAGGAUGGACUUUGAGGGUGGAUGUCUUCGUGGCAGUUUGAAUAUCCCUGCUCAAGGGUUUUGGUGGAACAGAGGCAUGCUGUAA
This is a messenger RNA of Aureobasidium vineae, 216 nucleotides long. The record is from the annotation of a GenBank genome assembly. Lineage: Eukaryota; Fungi; Ascomycota; Dothideomycetes; Dothideales; Saccotheciaceae.